This is a messenger RNA of Bicyclus anynana (squinting bush brown), 3750 nucleotides long. Its product is annotated as hemicentin-1. Gene Ontology annotation, cellular component: axon; neuronal cell body; plasma membrane. Gene Ontology annotation, molecular function: hydrolase activity; metal ion binding; nucleic acid binding. The record is from RefSeq and is a predicted model, not a curated record. Gene Ontology annotation, biological process: synapse organization; homophilic cell-cell adhesion. Lineage: Eukaryota; Metazoa; Arthropoda; Insecta; Lepidoptera; Nymphalidae. The coding region runs from base 28 to 3750 and encodes 1240 amino acids. The transcript has 19 exons.
CAGUCAUUAACAUUUCUUCGUAGUGCCAUGUGGUGUAUUCUCAAUGCAAUGAUCGUUAAAAAGACUUUAGUUUUAAUAUCAUUCUUAGUUCUUUUAAGUAAUGUAAGUGGAAAAGAAACCAAAGUUAGCACGACGUUUGUUAUUGAUAGCACCUAUUCCAUGGAUACAGAAAUUGGUGAAGUUAAACGAAGAACUGACGAUAUUUUCAACGCUGUAUAUAACUCUAAUUCGUCAAUAGUAGAUGAGUUUAUUAUCGUGACUUUUAAUGAUCCUGCGACGGGUUGGGGAGUAGAAGCUGCAACUUUAGAAGUGAAAACAAAUAAACGCGACGAGUUCGAAACAUCUUUACGUGAUGUGAAAGUACUAGGUGGCGCUGAUUGUCCAGAAAUGUCUCUGACAGGAAUCGAACUUGGAUUAAAUACUAGCAAACCGCACUCAUAUCUGUACGUUUUCACCGACGCAUCCGCGAAGGAUUAUCAGAAAUAUGACUAUGUAAAGAGUUUGGCCCUGAAAAAAUCCAUUCAGGUGACUUUCCUUUUGACCGGCCAAUGUAAAAAGGACAAAGUGGAGGAGCAGCACACCGUAUACAACAAUCUAGCUACAGCCACCUCAGGGCAGGUGUUUCAUAUUUUAAAACAAGAGAUAAGCCAGAUAAUUGAUUAUAUUUUAGUAAAUUUAAAUAAUAAAAGGACUACCCUUUUACGGAAAACUUUUCAAGAUGCAGCCGAGUGCGAAAAGAAAUACAAUUUUACAGUGGACAGCGACCUUUGGGAAAUCGUUAUAGCUUUAUCAGCUCCGAAGUCUUUAAUUGAUGAUGACCUCGAUGUGAUCGGACCAGACGGUAGUCCAGCGGAGAUCCAACAAUUCGUUUCCUCCCAGAACACAACAAUCGUGAAGUUAAAAGGUGAAGUGGGUGAAUACAGCAUAAGUGUAACCAAUUGUGCCGAUGUCACAGUUCAUGUAACAGCUUCAACAUCUAUAAGUUUCCAGCACGGCUUUUCUUCUGAUAAGCCACGUUCAUUAGAUGAGACAGCUAAGAAACCUGUUAAAGACAAAAAGUCUUAUCUGGCUAUAGUAUUAGAUGAUAAAGAACAAGAAGUUAUUCUAAAAACUGUUGAACUAUGGAACAUUGACGACGAUUUUAUCAUAGAAUUACCACUUAAAUUGAUAGACUCCGAUCAACAGCUAUAUAUCACAGAACCAUUUUCUGUACCUCAACAGACGUUUAAAAUUGCGGUAAAAGGAUUAACAAAAUCAAAAGAAUUAUUAACAAGAGUAUCUCCAACAACAAUAGAAUAUGAAGAAGAAAUGCCGAAAGAAAAGCCGGCGACAGUCACAAUUUUGGGGGCACAAGAAGUGAUAGCGAAGUUUGGCGAGGCUUUGGAAUUAAAAUGUAAAGUUGGUGGAUUUCCUCAGCCACAUAUUACGUGGGAAGAUAAAUACAAUAACACUAUGAAUUCCUCGAUCAACACAAUAGCUCUAGACGAGUAUAUAAGCACUCUUCACAUAAAUAACGUUAUUGAAAAUACUACAUUUAUCUGCAAAGCCAAAAACUUUGCAAUCGAUUUCGACUUUGUUAUAGUUACAACAAAUAAAAAAUUUACCGUCAAAAAAUAUCCAGAAGAUGUCGCUGUAGAAAUCGGUAAAUCCGUUGAAUUAAGUUUAAAAAUUGAUGCAUCACCGCCAGUAACUAUUAUCUGGUUUCAAGAUGGUAAAGAAAUUAAUAAUAAUGAGAACUUGGAAAUAAAAACUUCUUCUGGCAGUUCUUUUUUAAAAAUAAAAAAUGCGAAACCCGGAUAUGAUGGAAAAUAUUCCGUGAAAGCCAGUAAUGGAGAUGAAAACGUAGAGUAUAAAUUCAACGUUAUUUUAACCGGUGCAGUGCCAGCUUUAAUAGUGCCAGUAAAAGAAUUUGUGCAAAACAUCAUGGAUCUUGUAGAAGGAGACAAGCUAUUUCAAUUAAUUUGCAUAGCAACGGGUAACCCAAAACCAACUUUAAAAUGGUUAUUUAAUGGAAUUACUAUUGAAGAUAACGAGAGGUAUGACAUUUUAUACGGGGAUACACUUAUAGUAAAGGACGUCAGCUCAAAGUCCAAAGGUACCUAUACUUGCAAAGCAGAAAAUGAAUACGGCAACGAUACAAUGGAUUACGAAGUUAAUGUUCAUCCAUAUCCACCGAUAAAUAAUUUUCCCAGCAAUAGCCCAAUCUAUCUUGUAGAUGACCAAACAUUUAAAAUGCCUUGCGGAGAUGAUAUGAUAGCCAUUAAUUCAAUACGGUGGUAUAAGGAUGGACAUCUGAUCGGAACUGGUCCACUAACUCUAAACAACGUGACGAAGGCAAAUGCCGGUAAUUACACAUGCCGAAUAAGUAAAUCAUAUGCCUCUUAUUCAUAUCAUAGCAGAAUUUUAGUUGGGAGUAAAGUAAAAUUUCUUACUGAAGGAAACACUAGAUAUAUUACUUUUGAAGAAGGAGCAGAAGCGCAGUUAGAUUGCAGUGCUACUGGAGAUCCAACACCUAAAACAAAAUGGAUUAUGAAUAACAAAAUAAUAGAGGGAGGGAGUCAGUAUUCGUUUAUAAUGAAGAACAAUAAUAAUAUUCCAAAUUGGAAAAACAUUAAAUGCUGUGUGAGCAAUGAAUUUGGUACCAUCCAACGGGAUUUUGAAAUUGUCGCAGGAGAGUGCCUUAUGAGUCUGGAAGACGAUUUUACUUCACGACAACCCAUAUUGACGACGGGCAAUAGAAAACGAAGUUGGCCAGUUUUCACAGUAUCAAAUGGAUUUCUAAGAAUAUUGAAGCACAGAUAUUUCACACUAUUCUGUCCUGAAUCUUUUAUAUCCCAUAACAAUGAAAACUAUGGCAACAAUAUAACAACGUAUUGUGUAGGUGAUUCAAUGUUUCAAUUAGAAGGAAAAGCAGUGUUAGCUUCUGAAAUCACAUGCGAUAAGAACGUAGUGCCAUUAGCGAAAAAUUUUAAUCAAAUCUGUCGGGGAAGCAAUACUACGCUAAUAGGUGUUGGUUUUGACGUCGGCGGGUCUUUUAUGUCCGUAUAUAGCGUUUGCUUUGAUAACUUCACGAAGACACCAUUGUUUGUAGUACACGAUAUCCAUAAGGCUAUAGCAAAUAUGACACCAAUACAUAAAGCUCAAUACACUAGAGGCAACUAUCUGACAUUGGAAUACGAAGAUAUGUAUGAUUGCAGAAAUCAAAUCAAUGCAAUAUCGUCGUUUAUUGGCAAAUCAUUAAAAAGUGAUGAAAAGUGUUGCUUCAUGCGACGACAAUUAGUGAACCCAAAAGAUGUUCUACCAGGAGUAGCUCAAGUGGCAACAUAUCAUUAUUUAAAUGUUGUACCUCAAUGGAGCACUUGCGGAUCAGAAAAUUGGGAUGAAGUUGAGCGUCGCGUUAGAAUGUAUACCAUAAAUACGGAUGAUGCAGUACCAAUGUGGACAGGUGCUACAUCUGUAAGAAACAAAACUCCAGCGAUAUAUUUAAAGGACAAGUUGAACCAGAAACUGCAAGUACCUCAGUACAUAUGGAGGGUGGUUAAAGAUCAACUUGCGGUAAUUCACGUCAACGUUCCUGACUUAACGUUGUCUACAGCAUCAUCUUACAUCCUUUGCAAGGAUAUCUGUAACACAAUACCCUGGAUGAUGUACGAACAUUGGCAAGACGUUGACAAAGGUUUUAUCUACUGCUGCAGUAUAGAAGACUUCGAAAAGGCCUUCGACUACGAUGGUUACCGAAUCUUUGGAUGA